AUGUUAGCAACAACAGCACCAAACUCUUUAGUCAUGAAUCCUACGUCAAUGUUAGUAGAGAUGAAAAGCUUCAUUCCUUCUUCAUAUACUUUCGAAACAGAAAUCCAGAAGAUAAAGCAAGAACUUUUAACAAGUACUUUGGACUGUUGUGCGAAAGAUGAAACAAAUGAAGAAUAUCUUUAUGAAAUGCAGGAUAUUAUUGACCAUUUACCCAAAUUGCCUGAAAUUCAGCAACAAAAGCUCACUAUUCCUGAAUUCGAUGAAAUAGAAGUCAAAGCAACUGACUCAGUAGAAAUAAAGAAGUUCAUACGAAAGGUAAACUAUGAAUUCCUUGGAUUUCAUUGCAACCAUAAAGUUAUGGACAUAUAUAAAUCUGAAGAAUUUAAGACCUACGACAACUUUGUUUCGUUAGUUGCUGAGUGUGUCUUGCAGAUAAGAGAUAAAGAUAGAAGAGGUAAGGUAUGGAACCAACAGAUAAAACCAGCAGCCUUUGAGUUAAAGAGAGCAAUUGACGCCUUAGUCAUACUAGCAGGUAAGGUUUCAGAAUAUAACGCAAAAAUGAACCCGCAAUGUUCUAAAUGUAAAGCAGCAAUGAGGAAAUAUAACUACUCCGUCAAAGAGAUAGAACGUAUGCGAAACGACUAUGCAGAUUUAAAGAAAGAUAUGUCAAACAUUGAGUUUGAAACAGUUGGAAAGAUAGACAAUGACACCAAAGUGGUUAGAAUAGGUGAUUUAAACGUAAGAUACUCAAAGAAAUACAACAAAUAUU
Messenger RNA from Trichomonas vaginalis G3, 769 nucleotides. Its product is annotated as organellar and viral DNA polymerase type B. The transcript has a single exon. The annotation marks the transcript as partial. NCBI's taxonomy places the organism in Eukaryota, Parabasalia, Trichomonadida, Trichomonadidae. The record is from RefSeq and is a predicted model, not a curated record.